This is a messenger RNA of Morone saxatilis (striped sea-bass), 2497 nucleotides long. RefSeq names its product tachykinin receptor 3a (gene tacr3a). Gene Ontology annotation, cellular component: sperm midpiece; plasma membrane. Gene Ontology annotation, biological process: G protein-coupled receptor signaling pathway; positive regulation of flagellated sperm motility. NCBI's taxonomy places the organism in Eukaryota, Metazoa, Chordata, Actinopteri, Moronidae. Gene Ontology annotation, molecular function: tachykinin receptor activity. The record is from RefSeq and is a predicted model, not a curated record.
UCACUGAGUGCGCACGGCGCCCUGCCUGUUGCUGCUGCUGCUGGAGGGGAGGCUUUGAGCUCACACCUACAUUCAACAGGCACUGGAGGAUACUUCUUAUAUGUACAGUUUCACUGCGUUGUUAUUCUCCGCUGAAAAGUGCGGAGUGGUUGGAGACAACACUCUACGGAUCUGGGAAGGAGUUUUUUUUAGGCAUGGUGAUGUGAUUAAGUUGCGCGCUAUGGUGCACAUAUGCAAAUCCUAUCCCACCAUUCUAGCUUUGAACCUCAGUAGGUAGAUAGGACUCGUGAAACCACCAAAGCAGUGACUAUAUUCGGGGAAAAAAGAAGAGGAUGGCGGCUCCACAUAACGGAUCCAACAUAACGGCAAACUACACCAACCAGUUUGUGCAGCCGCCGUGGCGCGUCGCUCUCUGGUCCGUAGCCUACAGCUUCGUGCUGGCGGUGGCGGUCUUUGGAAACCUCAUUGUGAUAUGGAUCAUUCUUGCUCACAAGCGUAUGAGGACGGUGACGAACUACUUUCUAUUAAACUUGGCAUUUUCGGACGCUUCAAUGGCCGCGUUUAAUACUUUGAUAAACUUUAUCUACGCUGCUCACGGGGAGUGGUACUUCGGGGAAGCGUAUUGCAAAUUCCACAACUUCUUUCCGGUCACAUCUGUGUUUGCAAGCAUCUACUCCAUGACUGCGAUAGCUGUGGACAGGUACAUGGCCAUCAUCCAUCCCCUGAAGCCUCGUCUGUCUGCGAAAGCCACCACAGGGAUCAUCGUCUGUAUCUGGAGUCUGGCCGUGAUUCUGGCCUUCCCUCUCUGCUACUUCUCCACCAUCCGAACACUACCCCGCAGGACCCUCUGCUACGUGGCCUGGCCCCGCAUGGCUGAUGACCCCUUCAUGUAUCAUAUCAUAGUCACACUUCUGGUGUACGUGCUACCUUUAGUGGUCAUGGGCAUCACUUACACCAUUGUGGGCGUGACUCUGUGGGGAGGGGAGAUCCCAGGAGACUCAUCUGAUAACUAUCAUGGACAGCUAAGGGCUAAAAGGAAGGUGGUGAAGAUGAUGAUCAUCGUAGUGGUGACCUUUGCCCUCUGCUGGCUGCCCUAUCAUGUCUACUUCAUUGUGACGUUUCGAGCUGGCUUCAAGCGAGCUUUUCGUUGGUGCCCAUUCAUCAAGGUUUCCAGCUACGACGAAUUGGAACUCCGGUCUACACGGCUGCACCCAACACGCCAGAGCAGCAUGUACACACUGUCACGAAUGGAUACCACCAUGGUGGUGGUUUACGACCCUGCCGAAGGCGAUGGUGGUGCUGGUGGUGGCUCUGGAAGAAAGCACUCUCUGUCCGCUAGGAAGAAAAGCUACGUCACGUCUCGUCACACGGAGAUCACUGGGUGCAACGGUAGCAGCACGAAAACACAAAAUGGAGGGGCUCCAAACGCUGAACCUGAAGAGUUCUCUUGAAGGGUGUUCUCAUAGACUUACACACAGACAUAUGCGUGUAAGAAAUGUAUUCACAUGCAUAAUACACUGUAUGUACAAAUGGUGCACAGAUGUUUGCUUAAUUUUAGACGUAGAAGCAUUGUAUCAAGGCGGAAGUGGUUACUUUAACUUGCAGAGAAUGACCAAAUUGAUAUAGAGAUUAUUUUGUAUUUUACAUUGAUGGAUAAUAUUAUUUUUUUUAUAUACUCUGGAGCAUGGAUGGAUUACUGAGCUGGCUUACCAGGCAAGUGAAUGUUACAAGCAGUUCUCAUUAAAAAGUCACACAGCUCAGUAGGGAUUACUUUUUUUUUGGCUCCUGAAUCUUAUAUAUAGUGAACAGAGAUUAAGUGAAGCAAUUCAAAUAUGUUUGACAGCUUUAAGAAAACACAGCAUGGUGUUUCUAGUGGUUUCCAAUAAGAUUUGUGUAUUAUCCUAAAGUAUCAGCAGUGUCAGUGUGUCUGAAACCGAGGUAUGACUCGCCUUACUCUGCCUCUGAUUGGCUUGUACUUGUUGUCUUUGUUGGUUAGGUUGGAUAUGUUUAGGCACUAGGAGGGAGAUAAAGGUUAGAGUAAGAAUGUUAGGGCAAGCCAAUCAGAGGCAGAGUAGGACAGCUCAUGCGUGCACCAUCCUUGGAAAAGAAAAACAUAUCGUUUAAUGUCCGGGCCUCACUUUAUAACGUUAUUCACUGAUAUGGAUGAAACUGGAUUACAUUUUAUUGAGAAAAUAUUUUCUGGUUUUAGUCCUCUGGUUGCUCAGCUACAACUCUUGGUGAUUUUGCUUUCUUGAUAGACAGAUAGCUUUAACUUACUUGUUGCUAUUUGCUUCAUUAACUGUUGCUAACUGUAGCUGUCGUUGGUUUGCACUGGAACCAGGCUCAGCAGCCUCCCAGUGAAGACCAGGAGAUUUACGGAGUUUAAAGGGUAACUUCGGCAGAUUUUUACCCUAGUCUUGAUCACUAGAGGUCACCGAGUACUGUCGAUAGGAAAAAGAACGACCAGAAUUGGUUCUAGCAAACUGGAACUGCCUGC